CUACCCUACCUCUCUCCUAGACCCAAUCACGAAAGAACAAACGAACGAAAGAAAGAAAGAAAGAAAGAAAGAAUCUAAAACAAUGAACUCCCCAACCCUAGAUCCAACAACACCACCACCCGAAAACCCCCUCCUCCGCACAUCCCACCCACUAGUUUCCGAUCUGGAACAAGAAGUGCUGGACGAAUACACCCGCCUACUGGGGAACGUGAAUACACUAUCCUGCAAACUUGCAGAUCUAGCGGCCUCCCCGUCCUCGAUGACGCUCGACGCACUCCGGCUGCUCGAGCGGAAAACUGCCACCGUGUGUACGUUGCUCAAGGCUAGUGUGUACAGUAUUGUUUUGCAGCAGCAGAUUUUCAAUGAGAGUGAGCAGGAGCAGCUGCUGCAACAGGAACAACAGCAGCAGCAAGAACAGGUGCUGAUGCAGCAGGGGGAGGAGAAUGAUGGGCGUGGGUUUGGGGGGUAUGAGUUUUGA
Aspergillus ochraceoroseus IBT 24754 is the source of this 478-nucleotide messenger RNA. Its product is annotated as DASH complex subunit DAD3 family protein. The record is from RefSeq and is a predicted model, not a curated record. NCBI's taxonomy places the organism in Eukaryota, Fungi, Ascomycota, Eurotiomycetes, Eurotiales, Aspergillaceae. Gene Ontology annotation, cellular component: DASH complex; mitotic spindle. The transcript is spliced from 2 exons. The coding region runs from base 83 to 478 and encodes 131 amino acids. Gene Ontology annotation, biological process: attachment of spindle microtubules to kinetochore.